Symbiodinium sp. CCMP2456 is the source of this 321-nucleotide messenger RNA. The record is from the annotation of a GenBank genome assembly. NCBI's taxonomy places the organism in Eukaryota, Dinophyceae, Suessiales, Symbiodiniaceae.
AUGCCCCAAGAGUUCUCCGGCGUCACCGUCGUCGUCCCCGCCAACGUUUACUUCGACGGCAAGGUCACCAGCCGCACGAUCAAGUUCGCCGACGGCACGACGAAGACCCUCGGCCUGAUGCAGCCGGGCGAGUACGAGUUCGGCACGGCCAAGCCCGAGUUGAUGGAGAUCACCGCCGGCAAGCUCGGCGUGCAACUAGCGGGCGAGAUGGAGUGGAAGGAGUACAACGGCGGCGAGUCGUUCAACGUGCCGGGGAAUUCAAAGUUCCAGGUGCGGGCGAGUGAGGUGACGGAUUAUGUGUGCUCGUACUUGGAGGGGUGA